Molecule: messenger RNA, 3117 nt
Organism: Neoarius graeffei (lesser salmon catfish)
Lineage: Eukaryota; Metazoa; Chordata; Actinopteri; Siluriformes; Ariidae
Gene: elf1
Product: E74-like ETS transcription factor 1
Exons: 9
Coding region: 454-2178 (574 amino acids)
Biological process (GO): cell differentiation; regulation of transcription by RNA polymerase II
Cellular component (GO): nucleus
Molecular function (GO): sequence-specific DNA binding; DNA-binding transcription factor activity, RNA polymerase II-specific
Source: RefSeq, a predicted model, not a curated record
AGUCCCGUCCCAGAUCCGGAUUAGCGCUGAACUGGGAGAUUAUAAAUCUCCGGAGUGGAAGUCCGAGGCGGAGCAUGACAUUCCACAACCAGCUUUGAUGUGUUUGGGGUCACUGUCCUGGUGGACAUCCAGUUGUGUCCAUGUUUCAACCAUCUAGUUGAUGGUUUGGGGCUAUGCUGAAGAAUUCUGAGGUGUAGAUGCCCUGGAUUGAGCAACAAAAGUGAGGGAGUGUGAAAGAGAGAGUGGAAAAGACCAAAAAGGGACCUUUAUAUUGUUUUAGCACCUCUUGUUUGGUGAAAGCAGAUAAAAAUUCUUCAGCUGUGUGCCCGCCCUGAAGCUCUUCCUGUGUUGAGGGGUGUGGUGCAGAGUGGUGUGUGUGUGUGUGUGUGUGUGUGUGGGUAGUCUCUGGAGAGGCCCAUCAGUCUGAGUCCUCCCUCUGUCCACUGUUGCACCAUGACUACUGCAGUCCAGCCCAAUGAUCUCGUCUUCGAGUUUGCCAGCAAUGGCAUGGAUGAAAUCAACCAGCUGGAUGACCCAUCUGUGUUUCCAGCGGUGAUUGUGGAGCAGGUGCCUGCUGCUGACCUCAUGCAGGUGUAUUCAGGGCUGGAGGCUGAUGAGGUCACCAAUGGCAUCAUAGUGGACACCAUGCAGGACGCAGUGGAGGAGAACAUUAUGGUGGGAGAUGUCGGGCUGUCUGUAGAGACUCCAGUCUCUGGAGGAGAAGAUAAUGUAGAAACCAUUGAGGCAGCUGAGGCUUUGCUAAAUAUGGAGUCUCCAAACAACAUCCUGGAUGAGAAACGCAUGAUUCACACAUAUGGAGCUCUGCUGGAACCAGACCUGACCUACAUAUCUUUGCGGCCAGAGCAACUUUCUGCUGACUGCAUGGAUGUCUCUUUGGAUGAAGAAACAUCAUCUAUGGAUGAAAUUCCUCAAAAGAGUCCAUCCAAACCACCUAGGAAAAAUAAAGUGCGCAAACCUAGGAUGGUACGCCCUUGUUCCCCCAUCACCAAUCCCUCUUUCCCACUGAAGAAAAAGAGUAAAGAAGGAAAAGGUAACACAAUUUACCUGUGGGAGUUUUUGCUGGCUUUGCUGCAAGAUAAAAACACCUGUCCCAAGUACAUCAAGUGGACACAGAGAGAGAAGGGUAUCUUUAAGCUAGUGGACUCCAAGGCUGUGUCCAAGCUGUGGGGAAAGCACAAGAACAAGCCUGAUAUGAACUAUGAGACCAUGGGAAGGGCUCUCAGGUAUUACUACCAGAGGGGAAUUUUGGCCAAAGUUGAAGGUCAGAGGCUUGUGUACCAGUUUAAGGAGAUGCCCACAGACCUGGUGAUCAUUGAUGAAGAUGAUGGGCAGUGUGGAGGCUCCAGCCCUGGUUUUGGUGGCCAGCGCUCCAACUGCCACAAUCGUGUCACAAGCCGCGGAGCAUUGCGUGCCCAGGGCAAAGAGUCAGGCCACACACAAAACAAGACAGUGAAGAAGGAGCCAGGUGCCAGUGUGCUCUACGAGAAUGGCAAAUGCAAACAAAGUGACCAGCUACUACAGACUGUACAUGUGCUGCAGCCAAACCAGGGAGCUGCUGUUCCUGCUCCUACACACACACUGAGAGCCAUGAACAUGGCUGCCACUGUUCCCAUGGUCCUUACAUCCGGAUCACAAGGAGGAGCACCAGUCACACUGCAAACGGUGCCCCUAUCCUCUGUACUAGCCAAUAGUGACUCUCUGAAUGGUCUGACCCGUGUGGUUACACUCAAUGCCAAUGGGCAGCCUGUGGUAGCGCAGCAGCCUGGUACUGUCAUUGCCACUGUGCUGAAGCCUGGAGAGCUUCAGAACCUGCAGGUAAAAGAGGAGAUCCUGGAGCCACAGUUCCUGCAGUCACUGGUCAAUGGCAAUCCAUUCUGCAAGGAGGAGACAGAUGGAGGUUCAUCUGAGCUUGGCCAUAGGACGGUAAUUGUUGGUGUUGCUAGCCAGGGCAUGUGCCAGCUUACGAACGGAUACUCAGAGGCAGGGGUGGAGCUGGCAAGCAGCCCCAGUGAAGCUCUAACCCCAGUGGAAGAGCUGGAGGUGAAGAGUGAAAUUGCCAGAGCCAAAGAUUUGCUAGAAUGUCCGCAAGUGCCUGUUGCUAUGGAAAUAGCCACUUCCCAGUUCAUCCAGGUGAAAACAGAGCUCUCUGAGACCUAAAAAAAUUUACCAAUGUCAGGGGACCACAAACUGUGUUAAAAUAAUUCAGUGAAAGGCACCUGAGGACCAUUGUUUACUCACAACAUUGUGAUAAUGUGACUAAAUUUGAAUAUUAAGGGAUAGUUUGAUAAAGCUCUUUCAACUGGCUCUGUGGCAUCACCUUCAAUUCAAUAUGCCAUCUUGUAAUCAGAGGCCAGCCAUUUUUUGUACCAGGGAUUGUUCUACCAAGUGCCAGUUUCUUCAAUUAUGUUUCAUCUCCUUGGACUUGGUAAUUUUCAUUAUAGUCCCCCUAAAACAGAGCCAAACAGCACAUUGAAAUGUUGACAGACAGCUGCUAUGGAACAAAAAGAAUGCAAUAGAUAUUUGGUUCAAUAAUAUUUUCACUGAAGAGGGGUGAAGUGUUUGAUUGUGUUUUACUGAUAUCCAGACUGAAAGAGUGUCUUCUGUAAUUGGCAAAAAUUAUUCAACUUAUUUUUAUUUUUUUAUAGUUUAGAUUAGGUGCAAAAAAUAUGCCAAUGAAAAAAUUUGUUGUUGAGUAGUAGACUUUACAUAUAAAACCACAUGGCUAAGACCAGGUUAUUUUCAAAUCAUAUUGCAAAGAUUCUUUAAGGAUUUGUUGUGUUACAAUAGAAAUGAGCAUUCCCUGUGAUAAGAAAAAUUUUAAUUAGAUGCAUUUAUAUAUUUACUGAAUACCAAGAGAGUACAAUGACAAAUUCCCUAGUCAUCUGCUUCAGAAGCAGAAUAUUUCUCCAUUAUUCCUCAAUCAAGGUUUAUAUAAAUCAAAUGCCAUGUAAGACAGAAUAUACAGUAUAUAUAAGAUAUACAUUUGAGAUUCGGUUUAUGGCAACACAUUUAUUUAUUUUGUGAAUUUCUAAAUUGUGUAUAAAAGAUGUAAUUUUUUAAUUGUAAUAAAUAUUGGAAACAAGCAGUGUAUGUGUG